This is a messenger RNA of Ahaetulla prasina, 8014 nucleotides long. RefSeq names its product RAB39B, member RAS oncogene family (gene RAB39B). Gene Ontology annotation, cellular component: Golgi membrane. The record is from RefSeq and is a predicted model, not a curated record. The transcript has 2 exons. Gene Ontology annotation, molecular function: GTP binding; GTPase activity. Bases 655 to 1296 code for a protein of 213 amino acids. Gene Ontology annotation, biological process: Rab protein signal transduction. Lineage: Eukaryota; Metazoa; Chordata; Lepidosauria; Squamata; Colubridae.
CGCCUCCUCCGGAGCAUGCGUCCCGCUCUCCGGACCGGGUUCCGACGCGCAUCGCGGGCCGUGACACGGGCCCAACGGCUCAGCGACCUCUCGCCGGGGCUCCGGCCGGCCGGGCAGCGUUGCUGAGAGCGUCCGGAGGGGCGGGGGUGGGGUUCGUUGCUCCCCCGCGCGGUUGCGAGUGGGCAGCUUUGCGGGAAGGGCUCCGGCGCUGAAGGUGGGAAGCCCCCCACUACUCCUCCAGGCGGGCGGGGUGACCGCAUCGCUCGGGGGAAGAGAGGAGGUGGUCGGGCAGGGGCAGCCAGCCUCUCUCUGCCAGGCUUCCCCUCGAAGCUCGCCCGCUUGGAGCGCUUCCCCUGCAAGAGGCGACCGGCGCGUCCUCGCUCCCUUCCCCGCGCUCGGUGUCCCCGUUUAGGAGAACCAGGCGCCCCCGAGGCGAAGGAAAGGCCGCCCAGAAGCCGGGGCGGGGAUCGCGCUCCUUUCGCAGCAGCACCGGCAGCCUCCCGGAUUGGGCCCGGGUCCGACAGCCCCCCGCCUGCCUCCGCGCCGGCCGCCCCCGAGCCGCCCCUGCAGUAGCGGCAGCCGCGCCAAGCGCUCUGCGCCCCGGAGCUCCGAAGGCGCAGCGUCGGGCCUCUCCGGGUUCGGCCCUAGGGGACGAUGGAGGCCAUUUGGCUCUACCAGUUCCGCCUGAUCGUCAUUGGGGACUCGACGGUGGGCAAAUCCUGCCUCAUCCGCCGCUUCACCGAAGGGCGCUUCGCCCAAGUCUCCGACCCGACCGUGGGCGUGGAUUUCUUCUCGCGCCUGGUGGAGAUCGAGCCCGGCAAAAGGAUCAAGCUGCAAAUCUGGGACACCGCCGGCCAGGAGAGGUUCAGAUCCAUUACGCGAGCCUACUAUAGAAAUUCCGUCGGUGGCCUGCUCCUCUUUGACAUUACCAACCGCAGGUCCUUCCAGAACGUCCACGAGUGGCUGGAGGAGACCAAGGCCCACGUCCAGCCUUAUCAGAUUGUCUUUGUUUUAGUGGGCCACAAAUGCGACCUGGACACGCAGCGGCAAGUCACCCGACAUGAGGCCGAGAAACUGGCCCUCGCCUACGACAUGAAGUACAUUGAGACCUCGGCACGGGAUGCUAUUAACGUGGAGAAGGCCUUCACUGACCUGACUCGAGACAUCUAUGAACUCGUGAAAAGGGGGGAGAUAAGCAUCCAGGAGGGCUGGGAAGGGGUCAAGAGCGGCUUUGUGCCCAACGUUGUGCACUCUUCGGAAGAAGUGGUGAAGUCAGAUAGGAGGUGCCUGUGCUAACUGGGAAGUCCCCGCGAGGAGGAAGGAGGCUGACUCUUGAGUAGCCCCAACGGGUUCCAUUCUACUCCACAAACUUGGUGGGCAGACAGAGAAGGUGCAGUUCGAGAGGCAAAGCACCGGCGCUUGGACUGCUGGAGGACAAAAGCCACAAGGAGGCUAUAACCCCACCAUGUACGAAUCAAUCCAGAUGCAUGUUCAUGUGGUAGAGAUAAGGCCAUGGGAGUCUGGAAAAACGGGGUAGGGAUAGUCACCAUCAAUGGGUUUUAUGUACCCUGGUUUAAAUAGAUUCAUCUAUCAUUGCUUUUUGCUUUUCUUCUUCUUUUUUCUUUUUUUUUUCCUUUUCUUUUUCUUUUGAAGCCAUAGUCCAAAUCGCCUACAAUUAGGAAGUGUAUUUAGAACAGGGACAAAGGAAAGAGAGAGAAAUCAUGGCUUCUCCAGAAAUCAUAUGCUUGCUACCUUUUAAUAAUCACCAUGGCUCAAAUAAUAAUAAUAAUAAUAAAAGGCUUGCUGCAAUAGAAAUUAAACAAGUUAAAACAUUGCGGAGCCACUAAAAUUGAAGACAGAAAGACCUUUACUUUAUUAGUUCCAGUUUUGAUGUCUCAAAAGCUUCUGGGAAUUUGAUAGUUCAGGUUCCACCAUUAACCUGGGAAGAACUCACCAAUUGAAUUGGUAAGAUCAAUAUUUAUUGGUUCUUUAUGAGAUACAUAGCCACAUUCCUUCAAGAGCCUAAGGGUACAUCAUGCUCCCCCCACCCCCGCUUAUUUUUCUCCAGAAAAAGCAGCCCCACAAAGGAAGCUGGUGACUGGCCAGAGUCAAAGUCAUCCAUGGUUGAGGGGCACCUGAAAGACUCUGGGUGUCCCCAGUCCUAGCCCAACAUUUCAACCAUUACAGUACCCAUACUGAUUCUCAAUCCUGAAAGGAUUCCCAUGAAGAUAUUUUCUAAUUGAGCUCUAUGAGUCAAGUGUGCAAUACUUUCCAUUUUAAUGUUAGAAUUACACAGUGAUGAGUAUUCCCUAUGUAUUUGAUGAUUCCCUCCCCCCUUCACUUAAACCAUGUCCAGUUUAAAGAAAUCUUUCAGUUCUUGCUGGGUCUUUCAUCCAAGAUCUGAAGGAAUUGGAAUCUCAGUUGUUAAGAUUUCUGCAAGAAGAAGUAACCCUAUUGAUUUAUUACUAAUAAUGGUUAUUAAAAUACAUGAUGCCAUUUAUAUUCUACCUUUUCUCAGGGAGUCCCAGCACACUUAUGUGGGCUCUCUUUCCCAAUACCACAAACCUUUGAAGUAGGUUGGACUAGGAGGUUAACUGGUCCGAAGUCUCACAGCGAGACGUUGAUCACCCCAUGAUCACCUCAUUAGAUCACCGUGAUCUAAGUCCAGUUCAUUAUCCACUACAUUCCUUAAUGAAAUGUUGGAGGCUGCUUGGGCCACCUGGAAAGUUGCAUUCCUAUAAGCGAUAAAAAGAGGGGGGUUGAUGUGUGUGAGAGGGGGGUACUAUUUAAUCAAGAAUGUUCUAAUUUUCUUCUGGAAAAAGCCAAGAUCGAUUAAAGUUGAAGUAGCAUUGAAACCAUGCUUCCUGCUCUUUGCAUGUUGCAUUUCCUGCGAGUCCCAGCUGAAAAGAAAGAGGAUGCAUGGUAUGAUAGGCAAGAUAGAAGACAUGCAAAGCAACCAUUGUUUUGCAAGUCAGUUAACUUGCGAGUGUUGUAGUUUUAAAGGCCUUUCUUUCCCUUCCGAACAUAUUAUCAAUCAUUUAAGCUUUGCUUUAAGAAAGCAAGCUAGAUUAGUUAAGCAAGGGCACUCAUGACACAACCUGGAAUUCUUAAGAGGAAAAUCAAUGUCUUCAAAAUAAAAAAUGAUUCGCUUAGUUAUCAAGAGAUGGAUGUGAGCAGAGGGUCUUGAUGUGAGCAGAGGGAAGUAAUCAGCGACUUGCAAGUGACAUAUGUUGUUUGGGAGAUGCUGAAUGAUGGGAAACGGCUUUUAAAACCAAGAUGAACCUGUGCAUUUUCAGCAGCAGUUCCACUUUUUCUCUUGUUGAUUAUUUUGCAUCUGGAGCUGAGCUUUUUUUAUGGCCAAUCUGAAUGCAGAAAAGAAGGAAAGGAGGGUUGGAUUCCUUGAGAGCAUUGUAAACAUUCCUGAAGAACGUUUAGGAAGAAGCCAAUGUUAAAAGAAACAAUAUUAAUUGGAGUGUUGCUUUCUUUUAAGGAAAUAGUUUGCUUUGAGGCAGAAAAGGGCUACACUGUUUUUAAUGACCUACACACAUCCAGGGCGUUUACUUUUCUUUUUGGGAGGUGACUGUAAUAAUGUAAUAAUCAGCAGAAGCCACAAGUAAACAUGCAUCCCAUUUGUUAAGGCCAUUGAGAAACUUUUAUAGUAAUACAAUAGAAUAAGGGAGGAAGCCCACAUAUACUCAAGGCAAAUUUUUUUUUAUCAGCAAGUCAGAUUUAGACUAAUCUCAAGAAUGUUGCUCGCGUUGAACCCAGGAGUAAAAUAGAUUGUAGGAUUGGUUAUAUUUUGCAUGCUCUGGCUCAAAUUGUAGCUUUAUAUAAGGAAUAAAGAUAGAAAGGCAAAUGCUUCUGCCUCUUAACUAAUUAAAGACGUUUUAGUCAACCAUCUGAAUUUCUGCUGAAUAAUUACUUAAACCUGCAUAUGGGGGAGGGGGGAACAUUUCUAUGAAACAAAGAGGUUGGGUUCUUUUUAGAUAGUAUCUGUGGGUGUGACAAACAGACAUUACUACUAUUGUAGAAAAAUUCCAGCUUCUUACAUAAAGGAUUGCUGUUUAUGAUCUGGUACAUGCUUGCAUUUAAUAUGCUUUUUUUAAAAAAUAGGUCUAUUUCCCCAGGAAGGGAGGAGGUGUUAGCAGUUUAAGUCAAUUAAUCAAAUUGGAUUUUUAGAAUCAAUCUAUCCAGCUGAUGAAAUGUUGGAGCACUUUUAAAAGCUAGCUUUUUUCAGAUAGCAGAAUAAAGGGUGGGAGGAAGUGAAGAUAAAUCCAUGUAAUACUUUCGACAAGCGUCAGUACAUUCGUUGGAACUUCUUUUGUUUCAUUCUGAGUUUUUUCUAUAGUUUUCUGUUUCUGCAUGAUUCACCGGUGACUUCAGAUAACUUCUAUGAUCAAAUUAAGGCAAUAUGUAAAUUACUUUUUAAAUGCCUGUUUACCAAGUGUUGAAAGUUAUGCUUAAGUAUCUUAGGUUACAGUUGCUUGUAGAUUUCAUCUGGAUUUGGAAUAGUUGAUCCAUUAAAGCAAAAUAAUUAAUUCAGAAGUGAUUUUAUAAAUAUGAGCCUUAUACAAUAGACUCUUCCAUGUGCUGUUCAAUUCUCUAGAGAAUAUUUCAUGUACGUGUACAUUGUGCAUAUGUGCACAAACAGAUAAAACUUGGGCUGUUAUAAAACCAUGUACAUUGAUGGGAGAUAAAGUCAGAGAAGAGCAACAAAGAUGAUUAGGGGACUGGAGGCUAAAAUGUGCCUAGAAUGAUUGCAAGAAUUGAGUAUGUCUAGUUUAAUUUUUUUUAAAAAGACUAGGGGUGACAUGAUAGCAGUGUUUCAAAUAGCGAUGGGAUUGCCACAAAGAAGAGGGGGAUCAACCUAUUCUCCAAAGGCAGGACAAGAAGCAAUCAAGAAGAGAAGCAACCUAGAACUAAGGAGAAAUUUCCUGACAGCGAGAACAAUUAAUGAGUGCAGUGGUUUGGCUCCAAAAUUUGUGGGUACUCCAACACUGGAAGUUUUAAAGAAGAGAUUGGACAACCAUUUGUCUGAAAUUGUAUAGAAUUUCCUGCAGGGGGUUGGACUAGAAGAUCUCCAAGGUCCCUUCCAACUCUAUUAUUGUUAUAGUCUUUUCAGUGGCACAACUCACUUCCUCUGGAUUUGAAGAUGCAUUCAGGCCCAGUUUGGUGGUAUUCUUACAGCACCCUAACCUUUGAUUGUUUUAAAUUUGGUUAGUACUUUUUUGGCUCAGCAUGUUAUUGGAAUCCAGCCAAUGGCACUAUGUGAUGUUAAGACAAAAUUUAACAUCGGUCUAAUCUGAAGUCUAAAAUCAAGAACACCUCCUAAAUCAGCCUUUACUGGAUGGGUUAUGGAGUGAAUGGAGGACUUUCUACAUGUAAAGUUCAAUUGUGAACCAUCACCAUCCCCACUACACCCAGGGAGUUUUUGGUUCCAAACCUAACAUUAUAAAUAUUUGACUUCCUUCUUGGGUUUUUUACUGUCUCAGGAACACUCUCUCCUGAGAGUGCAUCUGCAUCUCUCCUAGGGAUAUGGCAGGUGACUGAGAACCCCGAUUGCCCUUGAUUAGAAAUUUCCCUAGAAAAUUUACCUGGCAAAAGCUUUUGUUUGUUUGUUUACCUUCAGUAAAUUUUCCAAGUAAUCACAGAAUCAAAAAGGAAAAAGGAGGGAUCUAGAAGAUCGUGUAGGAACAUCUAUUGGCCUUUUGGGGGCCAUGUGCUAAGAUUAUUUACGUGAUUAAAAUAUUAUUUUUCUUACUGUCAUUUAAAAAAAGGAGCCUGGAUCCAGCACUAAUCUAAAUCAAAAUCUAUGAACUAGCAUAGCAGCAAACGCCUUUCAAUUUUUUUCUGGGUUAAUACUGACUUAAAUUAAGAAUAAACAUCUUUAUUUGUACUAUCAUGUAUUAGGAUGACACACAGAAAAUAUAUUGGAAGAUGAAAUGGAAUGGAAAUGUCUAAUAAUCCUGAUAAAAACCUGCCAGUCUUUUUCUCAUGAUUUACAUUUGUAACCCCUCUAUACAAUUAGCAGCGUACCAAGAGUGGGGGAGGAAAAAAAGGAUUCCUGCCUUUUAAAAAAAAAAAUGGAAGUGGUUUGAUUUUGUAAACCUGAUUUUCUGAACUGAUUUGAGAUGAUUUCUGACUAGUGUAAGAGAAAGGGCUAACGAAGCCAUAGGAAGCUUCGUUUUCUUUCUGCUAUCUGGCAAAAUCCAGCAAAAAUAGAAACAAGCCGUUUAUUAGUUUCAAGUUCACAAUCUUAGUCUGCAUGCUGGAUUUAAAGAAAAAUCCAGACCCUCCAGAUAUAUAAUUAUUCUGUACAUUUUUGCUAGCUUUCUGUUAUAUGACUGUAAUGAAAUGUGACGCAAUAUGUUGUAUUUAGCUGUGUGUGGAUGAAAAUUAUGCUCGCGCUUAGCAAAGCAGUUAAUGUGAAUUUGUGACAUGCAAUACAUGUAAGGAUUACUUUUUUAUUUUCCACCAUUUUUCAUGAAACCUCGAGUAACUCUGUGUACAUGAACUGUGGUGGGAAACUCGCCCCCUACUCCCCCACAGAUUAGGUUAAAAAUAAACACCACCCACUGUUUGCCAUGGAAUCCAAUUUUUUUUUUAACUUAUAGACAUGUGCCGUCAUUUGAAGUAUUUUAGAAUUGCCCGUCAUUAAGCACAACCAGAAUGAAAAGAUUCUAAGCAAUAUAAAUGGGAUAAUAUUCCAAUUGGAUGACCGCCAAGGUAACCCCUUGCGAUAUUGGUUUAUUGGUAUCAUGCGUAGCUACGUCACCGAAAUGCAUCCAUAAAGGUUUGUGUUGCAGAUUAAUAGUCCCUUUCCCAAAUGCUACAGGUGUCAAAUGAAGAUGUUUCCUACAGCAGCCUCUGCUGAUCUCUGGCCCUGGACAUUUCAUGGACAUUUUGGCAGUCCAAGGAAGGGGAGAUUCUUGUGGUUGGCUUGGAGUAACUCUAUACUGGGGCCCUGAGGGAAAUGUAACUAGUUAUUAUACUCAGAGCACAGCCAGUGCUACUUUUGGUGACCAGGUAUGGUUAUCGAAGUUCACUGUUGCAAAAGUGAAGACUGACUGGAUGGCAUUUUGGCCAGAAUCGAUUAGUUCUUCAAGAACUAGCCUUUUUGGUUGACCUUAUAAAAGAAUUCCUCAAUCGCUCUAGCUCAGCUGAAGUUACCAUGAGCUGGGUUGAAAGUUAAAAUUAUAUGGCUUUCCGUGAAACAUGAAGAUGAUCUGAGUCCAACAGAUACUUGGAUUACCCAGUUAUUCCUUUCAUUCCACCCUUUUUCGCCUUGGUGUCUUGAUAGGAAGCACUGAUCUUUAGCUAAGUUACCCAGGAGAUUGACUGAACACAUUUGGAGGGAAACCAGAGUAUGGAAGUCUGGAUUAGUUUCUUCAGUUUGUUAUCCUGCAAAUUUUCUGAACAUCAGUAUCAUUGGGGGGAGGGGGAACAUUUUUCCUAUCUCUCUUGGAAGACGAGAAAAAGAUAGGAUCAAAAAAAUGGAAAGAUGGAAAAGGAUAGGACAGAAAAGAUGGAAAAAUUUGCAACAGUGCUGCGGCAGAAUAAUAGAUUGAGACUUAAUUCCCAGAAUUUUGUUUUAAUAGCUGCCUAUAUCCAAGUCAUUUCAGUGUUGAGUCAUUUUUUAUUGGAAAAAAGGACCAAAAAGUCUUCACAGUACGCAGGCAUGUUGAUUUCAUCAUGGUGCAGAAGCCAAUGUUGAUUUUAAAUGUUUUUGAAGUUUUACAGAGUUAUUUUUAACAGUACUAAUAAACACUAGUUUUAAGGAAGUGUUGAUAAUCUUAAUCAAAUUAUAUAUUCACUUUGGGAGUACUGCAAAGAUAUAUUUGGAUUUUUUAAAAUAACAAAAGCAACUGGGAAGUUGCAGGUUUAUUUAACAAAAAUGAUUUUUGGCAAUAUAAGCAUGUCUGAGUUUUUCAUAAUCAAGAGGACUGCUUCUUUUGUUCCUGCUGCAACUGAAUUAAAUAAAAUACCCUUUUGGUUUCUUUUUUGGUAAAACACA